AUGGAAGUCGAUCGUGUUGUCGUGAUUCGAGGCGAUGAAUGCACAGAUGAGAUAAGAAAUGCGGUGAAAAAGAUACGACACCUGAGUAAUCCUGAUCUUCUCUUCGUUCAUCUAAACCUCUCUGCUCCAAAACCCAAAGUCAAAGGUGUGGACAUCCGGAACCAGAACUCUCAGAACGACAUCUACCUGGCUGGCUUCAGUGAACACAUUCUCAGGUUCAUUGGAGAGAUAGGGAACAAGAGAGGUCAAGUAGUUCAUGUGGAAGGGAUUGACAAACGUUUUAACCUGAAACCCAUUCCAAAACCCCCUCUCCUUGCUUCACCUCACCUCGUAUCACCUCGCAUCUUACCUCCACGAUGGCGCAUGGUGCGUGUGUUCAUUUCAUCCACAUUUCGGGACAUGCAUUCAGAGAGGGACCUUCUGACCCAAGUUGUGUUCCCAGAGCUUCAAAGAAGGGCUAAGGCCCUGAGGAUCCAUGUCCUUCCCGUCGACCUUCGUUGGGGCAUCACCGAGGAACAAGCCUGCUCCAAACGAUCUUUGCAACUGUGUCUUGAGGAAGUGCAGAAGUGUCAACUGUUCCUGGGAAUCCUGGGAGAUCGCUACGGUUGGGUUCCAUCCUCAAAGUGGAUAGAAGACUUAGACGAUGACCUGAAAUGGGUUGGUCUUCAUCCACCCGGGGCGUCGAUGACAGAACUGGAAAUUACAUAUGCCGCCCUUUCUCACCCAAGGGAGGCCAUGAAUAGGGCCUUCUUCUUCAUUCGAACUCCGCAGCUCAUCAAAGAGAUUCCAGAGGAACUGAGAGAGGAUUUCCAGACCCAAGAUCCAAAUGAAGAACAAAGACUAGAGAGACUGAAAGUAGAAGUUCGUUCAUCAGGAUUGGAAGUGUUUGAUGGUUACCCAGCACACUUUGCUGGCUUCAGCCAGGAUGGUCGACCUAAGCUCUCAGGGCUGGAAGCCUUUGCAUGCAGGGCUCUAGAUGUUCUCUGGAAUGCUCUCUCCAGAUUGUAUUCUCCUUUGCAGUCUGAGGAGGAAGGAAAAGGUAAUGGGAGCAUGCUGGCAUUCCAAGCACCUUUCAUUAGUGAGAGACAAGAGAAGUAUGUCGGUAGAAAAUUUGUAUUGAAGGAAACAUUGAGUCAGGUGAAACGCUUAUUACGAAUCGGAGGACUCAUUUCUGUCACAGGCUCACCUGGUUCAGGGAAGACCUCUUUCCUGGCAGCCAUUUCGAAGAGACUGGAAGAAGAAGGAAUCGUAAAGAGGAUAAUUCCCCUGUUCUCAGAUGCCAUUGUGCCUCAAAUUGGUCGAGAUCCCAUGGCAGCUAUGUCUCUGCUCUUUGCGGAACUCCUUCGUAUCUCCCAGGUGGAUCCAGAGGUGAUUGAUGUUAGUCGUGACCCAGUGUUUGCCAUCCCUGAACUUCUCCUUGCCCUAUCACAAAACCAAGGGAAGGUGGUGAUCAUUGUAGAUGGAGCAUGGCUCCUUCGUGACAAUUGGAUACCCUCUCCCAUUCCUCCUUCAGCUUUUGAGAACCAGCUGCGGCUGGUAACAACAAAACGAGCUGCUGGCUCCCCGCUCUAUCUUGUCCUUGUGUGUGAGGAGCUGCGGCUCUUUCCUUCCUAUGAGCAGGUGACAAGUAAAAUCCAUCGCUUGGGCUCCACCAUCCCAUUACUCAUUCAAGAUGUCCUGUCUCGUCUGGAAGAGGAGUAUGGUGUAGAGACUAUGAGAUUCCUCUUCUCUAUCCUCCUUGUCUCUCCAAAAGGCCUAAUGGAGAAGGAGCUGUAUGACCUCCUUGCCCUCAAAGAUGCUAGAAUUUCAGUAGCUGCUGUUCAUGAGGAUAGAUCAAGGAAAGACCUAAUGGGAUGCAAAAUCACCUUUCCUGCAUUGGAAUUUCUUGGAAUCUCACAUGCUCUUAAAGCUGUCCUUCAAGGCAAGGCUGACAGCUGCUAUUCACUUGUCCACCAAGAUGUGAGGGAUGCUGUGACAUUACGUUAUGCUCAGGUGGUCAAAAGUGCAACAUCGUCCUCUCUGGUGCCAUUUCACCGGAUUCUUGCUGGUUACUAUUGGCUGGAAAUGGAGGAGGGGAAGACAAGGACUGGAAUGAACCCAGUAGACCAUCAUCGUCUUUUGUCUCUACUACCAUAUCAUCUAUGCUAUGGAGAGGACUUUUCUUCUCUUGCUGCAAUCCUCACUGAUCUCAGGCAAGCAUAUGAUCCAUAUCAGUAUCUGGGAGCAAAGUGCCAGGCAAGCCUUGGGUCACAGCUCAUGGAGGACUUCUGCCUUCCUGACCGAGAGAAAGAUAAAAGACCCAAGAUGAAAACUGGGGAUAGGGAGAAGCAUGCUAGAUUCUUAGAUGAUCCUCGCAUAAAAGCCUUCCAAAGUUUUAUGUCAUCAGUUGCUGGCUCCAGUCCCACUCAGUGGUCAACUGGAAGAUUCCUGCAGAGAGCCUUGAAUGAACCAGACUCAUCACCUGUUUCUCAAGAUGCAAAAGUUUUAAUCCAAAAACGAAAACAGGGACGACAUGGCCUGUCUUCUGAAUUGAUUCUUGAAUGGAUAACAAAACCCCAACAACAAGAACCUAUUGAACUUGGACUAUCUGGAAUUUCUGAGAGCUUAAAUUGCUGUGCGGUAUCCCUGGAUGAGAAGGAGGGAGCCUUGGGUGAUAACCGAGGAGUCCUAUACCUCUAUGACCUUGUAGUUGGUCACAGGCAGCAUCGACUCGUUGGUCAUGGAUCAAAGAUCACUGCCCUAGCAUACAUUGGACCAAGUCGUUUGGCUUCUGGCUCCCAUGAUGGACUCCUCUGCAUCUGGGAUACCAUGGCAGGACAUCGCAUUACAUCCAUUCCUUCUGCCCACUCCUCACGCAUCACAGCCAUAUCGUCAAGCUCUGACUUCAUGACUUUUGUCACUGUUGCCUGGGAUGGAGCUAUCAAGAUCUGGAAUGGAGAUUCUUGCACGGGAGUGUCAACUAUCCGAAAGAAUGCAAAGCCAUUUACAUGUGCUGUAAUGCACCCAGAGAAGAACAUGCUCAUCACUGGUGGUUGGGAUGGACUCAUCAAGAUUUGGGAGCUUGUCAACUAUCAGUGCAAGGCUGUGUUACGAGGUCAUGGGAGCUCCAUUCGUGGGGUGGCAAUCGCCUCCCAUGGCAAACGCUUGGUAUCUACAUCACUUGAUGGAGUUGUGAGGCUUUGGUGUGCUCUUCAGGGCACAUGUAUUGGGGUCCUGGAUUCCUCUGGUUCCAUUGUUUCUGUUUGCUUUUCUCAAGAUGACUCCCUCAUCUUCACUGGGACACAGCAUGGACUUGUGCAAGCUUGGUCAAGUGAGCUGGGAAGAACAGAAAGGAUUCAUCGGACUGCAGCAGGUGGAAGUCCCUUAUGUGUUGCUCUUUAUGGAGAACUCACAGCUAUUGGAUAUCAUGAUGGGACAUUAAGGCUCAUACAAAGUGGAAGAAAGUCCUGGGAUGUGAAGAUGAACCUCAACAAGUUUGUCUCAUAUGUUGGGUUCUUUGAUGCAUCAUAUUUGGUAGCCAUUGCAGGAAUGUCCAACAUCUACAUGCUUCUUGUCUCAAAGAAGGGGUUUGACUUGAGGAGUCAUGUGAUUUGUGACUUCAUUAAGUCCAUCACAGUCUCCAGCCAAACCCUCAUCAUUGGUGGCAUGGAUGGUUCAGUGACAAUGUAUGGACUGAGUCCUGAAAGUUUGUUAGAAGAAAAAGAAAAACUGUUCGUGGAUGGAUGGGUGACUGCAGUUGCCAUCUCAAAAGAUGGAGGCCUUCUUGCUGCUGCAUCUCAGGAUCGGGUCAUCACAAUCUGGGAGAUGAAAAAAAUCAACGGCAAAUGGAAAGUGAGGCAUCGGUUGGAAGGCCUUCAUGGAGACUGGAUUGAAGGGAUGGCAUGGGCUCAAUCUCGCAACAAGGAUCUUCUUCUCACUGGAUCUCGAGAAUCUUCCAUCUGUAUAUUUGAACUUCAGCGGGAGAGAAUCUGUCAUCGACUCCAUGCACAUUCUGCUUCUAUUUCCUCCAUCCUUGUUCAGGGGAAUAUCUUCCUGAGUACAUCAACAGAUGGGAAAAGCAUCCUGUGGACAACAGCUGGGGUGCAGGUGACAUGUUUACAAGGUGUCCCUGAUACUCGUCCAGCAUUCCUCGGAUCUCUUUGUUCCCAAGACACUCCCAAUCAGGAUGACUCAAGGAUUCAGUGUGAAGAGAUGGAUGAAGACUUGCUUUCUGAUGGUGAAAAAGACCAGCUGAGGAAACAGAAAGAAUUGCAGGAGACAUUGGGAGGAGGAAGAGUGGCAAUUGUGAGGCAUGAUGGUGUUCAUCUCAUCGAUGUUCAUCAGGCCUCCCAGGAAAAGAUUUUGUUGGGUCAUAAGAGCCGGGUGGGAGACAUACAUCCAGUUGGACACAGAGGUUGUCUUUCAGUGUCUGAUCGUGGCUCUCUCUAUGUGCAUCAUGUCAAGGAGAAAGCCCAUGAGGAAGUAUCCAGUCAUUCUCCCAUGACCUGCUUGGAUGUGUCUUGGGAUGGGAUUUGGGUUGCUUCAGGGCACGAGGAUGGUAAGAUCAAGGUGUGGAAGAGGACUCACGAAGACUGCAUCAGUCUUGUCUCUGUCUCUGAUGGACAUAUUCAUUCUGUUCGAGGGAUUCAUUGGAUCCAUAAUGCUGCUGAAGAGCCACUAUUGGUCUCUGUGUCAGUUGGAGGGGCCAUUAAUCUCUGGAAGAGCAGAACCGAUGAGAUAAAACUGGCUUGUGAUGGAUUUGUGGAAGGUGGGGUCAUUGCCUCCUACUUUAGGGCAUGGAAUGGAGGUAAUCAGGGAAGUGAUGGAGUUGAUAGAGUCAUCAUAUUGACCCAUUCUUCUGGGAAGUUAUCCCUUCUACAUGUUUCCAAUGUUCUUUCUCCUAAACCCACUGUCAUUGUUACGAGAGAAUGGGUAUCGGCAUUGCAAAUGUCUCCUUCUGGCCAAUUGUGGAUGGCAUCAUCUUCAGGUGGCAUCAAUGUCUCCACUCUAGAAAGAAAUGAAAUAAAGAAGGAAAGAUACACACUGGGUGAGGCAAAGGAGAUACACCAUUGGGAUGCAGUCGUGGAAGCCAUGCUCUCUCUUCCGGAUGGAAGGAUUGUCUUUGGAGACCAUGAUGGAAGCAUUUGUCUGCUUGGAAACAAAGGCCAAGUCUUGUCGGUUGUACAGAGAGGUCAUGAGAGUGCAGUGAAGGACCUCAAGAUCUUGAGUAUGGAUGGCCAGGGAGACCAUUUUGUGAGCAUUGCAGCUCGGGAGCAGCUGAUCAAAGUUUGGCUUGUCUUGUGUGAUUCACUUCAUCUGAUUGGGGAAUUUGAUAGAGGAGUUGAGGUGAGCUGCCUUGGAGUCAUUGCACAUUCAUCCCAGUUGGAAAUCCUCUUCGUGACACCUCUAGACGUCGUGAAGAUUCGACUUCAGACACAACAGACGGAGUAUAUGAAGAGCCACAAGUGUUUUUUAUAUUGCAAUGGUCUCAUGGAUCAUUUAUACCCAUGUUACUGUAAUGGAACAAAUGGGAGCAUGCCUACUUCACCUCCAGCUUCAGCAUCAAACAAAUCUUGGUUUUGGUUUUUGCGUCGGGCACCAUCUCCUGGCUCCUUUGAUGCCAUGUGGUAUUCCAGACCUGGACAUUUCAAUGGAACUAUUGAUGCAUUUGUGAAGAUAGCCAGGAAUGAAGGGAUAACAUCCCUUUGGAGUGGCCUCCCACCAACCCUUGUGGCAGCUAUCCCAACCACUGUGCUCUAUUUCACUACCUAUGAUUAUUUGAAGGCAUGGUUAACUAAAAAAUUAGCUGCCAUCUCUCCAUUCCAAAAACCUCAGCAAGUGCUGAACCUCUCUUAUCACCAUCUUCAUGUGCAGGACACAGCAUUCAAAGAUUCCUCUGCAUCAUUUAAUUCCCUUCAAGCAGUGUCUCUAUCCCCAUUGCCUAAUAGCUUAUCAUUAUGGAUCCCAUUGAUGGCUGGAAUGGGUGCCAGAGCAUGGGCUACCACUGUUGUAUCCCCAUUUGAACUUAUCCGAACCAAGAUGCAGUCUAAGCGCAUGAAAUAUUCACAUGUUGGAGAUGCCUUGAAGCUGCUAGUGAAGCAAGAAGGAGUACUUGGCUUAUGGAAGGGCCUGUUUCCAACUCUUCUAAGAGAUGUUCCCUUCUCUGGGUUGUAUUGGCUUGGAUAUGAGUCACUGAAGGCAAUGUUCAUGGAUCGAUAUCAUGUUCUUACACCAACUCUGGUUUUCAUUGCAGGAGCCACAGCUGGAACAGUUGCUGCCAUCGUAACACUUCCAUUUGAUGUGGUGAAGACACUGAGGCAGAUUGAGCUUGGUGAUACUGACUUCUUCUCAGACAAGCCAAGGAAAAGUCGCAGCACGAGAGUGAUCAUUAUGCAGGUGUAUGAGCAGCAAGGCAUCAGGGGAUUAUUCACAGGACUCAUUCCACGAAUUGUAAAAGUGGCACCUGCAUGUGCCAUCAUGAUCACCUCUUAUGAGUAUGGGAAGCAUCUUCUUGCUUCAUAUGAGGAACAGCGUGUUUGGUCCAACAAAUGUCGGUCAUCCCCCAAAGACUCUCUGGAUGUAAGACCUAUUUAGAUGUUUCGUUCCUCAUUCCAUUUUGUGACAAUUUGCUGGAUAGUUGGAAGGAGUGAGAGGAAGCAUGAGGAACAGAAAGUUGCCUGUGAUAUCCAUCAGUGCUGGUGCUCUUUUUUUUUUUUUUU
Molecule: messenger RNA, 6698 nt
Organism: Darwinula stevensoni
Lineage: Eukaryota; Metazoa; Arthropoda; Ostracoda; Podocopida; Darwinulidae
Source: the annotation of a GenBank genome assembly